Messenger RNA from Ostrinia nubilalis (European corn borer), 1253 nucleotides. RefSeq lists its product as uncharacterized. Bases 153 to 1253 code for a protein of 366 amino acids. The transcript has 2 exons. Lineage: Eukaryota; Metazoa; Arthropoda; Insecta; Lepidoptera; Crambidae. The record is from RefSeq and is a predicted model, not a curated record.
UCACACAGAUUUUAGAGAUUCAAAUAAAAAAGUAUUUAACUGACUACCCGCUUACUUCCGGUUUACUCAGUCUGCCGUCGCCAUGUCGGCGCGCUGUUCAUUCCUGUGUUGUACUCGGUAACGUUCGCACGUACACCUCAAGCCCGCUCAUCAUGCCCAAAAGAAGUGCGCGGGAACGUAUUGAACAUUACGCAAGGAAAAUAAGAAAAUUAGAGGAACGUGAAUAUCGUCGAAACAUAUCAAUUCCUCCUUUGAAUUUAUCAUCGGAAUCGAAUGAUGAAGAUUUUGAACCUCCCGUACGAACCAUCGACGACGAGAAUGAUAUUAUUCCGGAACCGGAACAAAUAACUAUGGCACCGGAAAUAUUAGUACCAGCCACUGUGCAGGAACCUAUCGACAACGUCGACUCGAAUAAUGACCAACCGGGUCCCAGCACGCAAGCCGAGCCCUCGGUCGAGAACGAGCUGGACCCUGAACUUUUAUCGGCUCUUGGUGAAUUCACGUCAGAUACACCCGAGUAUGGAGAAAAUAUCCAUGAUAAUUUAUCAAAAUUAUGGCUUCCUUUACUGAAAAAAGGAAUGCCAAAAGAUAGCAAAGACAAAGUAUUAAAGGACUAUUUAGUUCCGGAUAAUUGUAGACUUCUACAGGCGCCAAAAUUGAACGCGGAGAUUUCCGCUGCCGUCCCAGAUAUGGUUCGCAACCGCGAUAAAACACUUGCCACUUCUCAACAACAACUUGGUCUUGGGAUCACGGCCAUCAACAGAGGCCUGGAUAUCCUCUUAAAAAGUGACAAUAAGAUCCUAGCGAUGAAACAUCUUAGUAACGGCUGCCGACUUUUGUGCGAUUCUCACAACUUAAUGUCAAAGAACCGGGUAAAGCUUAUCACGCCCAGUUUAGACAAAUCUAUCCUGCAUAUGAUUAAUGAAUCUGAAAGAGAUGAAACAUUAUUUGGAUCCUCAUUAUCGGACAAAAUAAAAGCUGCAAAGGCAAUAGAAAAACAGGGCCUUCAAAUCAAAAAGUCGGCAUCGAAACCUCAAAAGUCUGCGGCUUCGUCGUCAAGCAGUCGACCUGGGCCCUAUCAGGGAAACUGGACCGCGCCUCCUCGAUACCCGCCAGCGAGCAGGGGCGGACGGGGAGGCUACAGGAAGCAGACGACGUCAGCACCUCGGCGCCCAUAUGUAGCGUCGACGACGCAGCCGCAACGUGCAACUCCCCAGGAGAAAGCGCGUGUCCCGGCUCAGAGUCACCACUAG